AACAUCAAUGUCCACUGAACAAAAACAAGUACAAGGUCAACCCCAAAUUAUAUGGGAUUGUCCUUCUUGCAAUAAUGACGAUGCUCACUUCUACAGAAAAGGGCUUAUGGCUGGCACUGCAAAGUGCAAACAAUGCGGUCAUGUGUGGAAAUGGAAAAAGCAAGACGAAAAUGCCAUUGUUGAUAAAAGGCCCAAAAGAAUCGACCAUUCUCAACGAAAAGCACUAGUCGACGAUGCAAAUCACUAUCCGUCUUCUCUUUUUGGUGCUGACACGGACCUGUCCGAUCUAGAAUCUUUACAAACGACUACAACAAAUACGAUCAGAAGCAGCAGCCGCGCGCAAUCAGCACGCAUGAAAGUUGAAGAAGAUCACUCCUUGGCGAAAACCCGUCAGAAACUUGACUCAUUCAAAAAGCUUCUAUCAUCAAUGGAGAUCAAGCCUACCGUCAUCAUCAAAAGAGAAAUGGAAGAGGAUGUUGCACUUGAAGAAACGACGAAACCCAAGAAGCAGCGAACGAUCGCGCGUGGUCUAUACGACAGGGACAUCGCUAGCGAAUCAGUGUUUGAAAGAUGGCCAAAGAAGCAGCUACCGCGCAAGCGACAGAAACGCAAACCAUCAGACGAUGAGGACAGUGAUGAUUACAACGAAAGUUAUGUCGACCAGGGAGUAUCGUCUGAAUCGGAAUUCGGUCUUGACGACAGUGAUAAGAGCGAUGGCUUCAGCACGCCGGACGAAGAGGAUCAUGAAGAGGAACGAAAAAGCAAGCGAUCAAACAAGAAUAAGGGCAAGGGAAAAGCCAAAGCGAAACCUAAGGCAAUGAAAACAUCAUCUCGCGAAACGUUGAUACGAACCAAAAAACUCGAGCAAACUCCAAAUACUUUCAAUGACGGCGAGAGCGACGGCUCUGACGACAACAUCUUUUCCGAUCAAGAAGACUUCAAUGACUCACCUGAGGCAUCGUCAUCUCAGAGAAGCGAAAGGCAGAAAACAUCAUCUCGCGAAACGACGAUACCAACCAAAAAACUCGAGCAAACUCCAAAUACUUUCAAUGACGGCGAGAGCGACGGCUCUGACGACAACAUCUUUUCCGAUCAAGAAGACUUCAAUGACUCACCUGAGGCAUCGUCAUCUCAGAGAAGCGAAAGGCAGAUAGUAGAAAGCAAAGAUAGCAGUAGAGGCAAGAAUCACAGCUACACGCAGUAUAAACCAAGUCCAUAUAGCAAGUACACCCCGUUCAUGCUGUUCAACAAAGAAAACCGUAAACGAAUUUGCGACGAGAAUCCUGGUAUCCAUAAUCGUCAAAUCAGCACAAAAGUGUCGGAAGUAUUUCGAAGCCUUCCACCGGAGGAGAGAGAAAAGUACGAAAAGGAAUCUAAACGGCUCAUAGCAGAAGUGAGACAAGAAAGCGGUAUACGUGGACGCAACGAACGGAUGCCUGGUAAUGGAUAUAUCCAAUACUGCAAGUCAGUCAGUGCCAAACUUCGCCAGGAGCAUCCAGAAUACACUCUCAAGGAUGUAAAUGCGGUCAUAGGAAGUGAUUGGAAGAAGCUGAGCGCCGAGGAGAAACAAAAGUUUAACGACCUUGCAGCAAAACUACGCAAGGAGUUCGUUGAGAAAAACCCAGAGUAUACUGCCGCAGCUAGGGCAAAAAAAGGACAGCGGAUACGAGAAACAAAGGAAAAAAACUUGCUCAAAAAGAAACCGUGAUUAUUGCUAGCUUAGUAGCAGCAGUCAUCUACCAAAGCAAAUAUGCAUUCUUACACGAAGUACUUUAGUAUAUCCAUUACAUUUUCUGUUACUUUUAAAUAAAUAAAUAUUGCUGGU
Molecule: messenger RNA, 1825 nt
Organism: Zychaea mexicana
Lineage: Eukaryota; Fungi; Mucoromycota; Mucoromycetes; Mucorales; Lichtheimiaceae
Exons: 4
Coding region: 8-1708 (566 amino acids)
Biological process (GO): regulation of DNA-templated transcription; cell differentiation; anatomical structure morphogenesis
Molecular function (GO): DNA-binding transcription factor activity, RNA polymerase II-specific; RNA polymerase II cis-regulatory region sequence-specific DNA binding
Source: RefSeq, a predicted model, not a curated record